AUGGCUGAAAGUUUGACGCGAAGUGGAGGUCAGAUUCCCGUUCGUUUGAAGGGCCAGUCUACUUGUGUUUAUCAUCAUGGGAAAUCACUGGAUCUGUUUUGCGGAACAUGUCAAGAGAUUGCCUGUGUUGACUGUACGUCUUCGACACACAAUGGCCACACCUUUGUGACACUGAGUAAAUAUUCCACGAGGAAGAAAGCAAAACUUAAAAAGUUGAUAAUAAAAAAAGAAACGAAAGAAAUUCCUUCGAUAAAGGAAAGUAUCAGAAUUAUUGAUGCCAACAUCAACGAAACCGACACCACGUUCACUUCCAUCGCUUCAGAAAUUGUAAAACAGAAGGAUCGACUAAAACGAAAGGUGGAUGCACUCGCAGAUCAAACACUUGCUGUUUAUGAAAAACUUAAAGUAGAAAACAUGAUUUUGUUAGAAAACUAUAAAGAAGAACAUGAAAAACGACACGCAGUGCUGAAAAAACAGGUACAGGAAUGCCGGACACUGGUUCAAACUAAGGAGGAUAUCACCUUGUAUGAUGGUGCUAUCGAUUUUGAGCCUCCGGUAAUAUUGCCUCCAAUGCCAGUGCUAAAUACAGCUAGCUUUUCCCCUAAUCUGAUGCCACUUGACCUCCUCAAACACGCGUUCGGUAAAGUGACAAAAGGCGACAGUAAAAGCAAUACCCCUGUGGAGAAAGUCUCAGAAGUUCCAAAGAACAAGGGAGAAACUUCAACACAUUUAGUAUUGCAGGCAGAACAAAAAGAUAACAUUUCUGAUACGACGCAGCUAAAAUCUACUAAACCUCCUUCGGCUGUGAAAGAAGAAUUUACUCCUUUUAGCCGACAUGAAAAGGAAGAUUCUGUCCUACCUCCGGAAACCGAAUCUGCUGUGUUUCCCGAAAGACUUAAUCAAAAGGCAAGAAGGAAGAAUAAGAAGAAUAAUCCUAGACAAACGCCACCACCGCAACGCCCACAAGACACGGAAAACGUAAUUAUAAUGCCAAUCUUAGCGCGGAUGAAAAAUGGUGAUAUGUGGAUAGCGGACGGUUAUAGAAAAGCCUUAGUACGUGUUGGCAAAACAGGCAUAGAGAAGGAAAUCAUACAACACACAAGACGAAUCACAGACCAUUCCUUCUCCAGUGAAAACCAGGAACUAUGGAUUUGUUCCACGGACGAUAAUAGUGUCAUGAAUGUGACUUCUGUAUCGACGACCUCCAGGUUCAACACCGCUGAGUCUCCUUUGUGUAUAUGCGCAACAAUGGAUGGCCACAUCAUCGUCGGCAUGUCAAACCAAAUAACAAAGUUCAACAGCCAGGGGGACGUCAUCGUCACCACUAAACAUAGCAUUUUCUCGAUAUUCAGCCGACAAAUUGUUUGUGUACCAGGGUUUAUUGUAGAAUGUCGGAUGACGAAAAAUAUCGCAGUGAGUGACACAGCGUCAAUGAAUGUACUAGUGAUGGACAAAACGUUUCAUGAGUUAUUUCGAUAUCCUGGACAUCAGCCGGAACAUCUCCACCAUCUCAUAUCGGUAGAUCAAUUUCUUCCUACAUGGAUUACUUAUAGUCCGGAUGGGUGCAUGUUCAUAAGAGACAUUGGAAACAACGUUGUGCAUCACAUCGGUGGAAACGGCGAAUUUUAUAAAUUGCUUGUGAAGAAAUGA
Messenger RNA from Ylistrum balloti, 1650 nucleotides. RefSeq lists its product as uncharacterized. The record is from RefSeq and is a predicted model, not a curated record. Bases 1 to 1650 code for a protein of 549 amino acids. NCBI's taxonomy places the organism in Eukaryota, Metazoa, Mollusca, Bivalvia, Pectinida, Pectinidae. Gene Ontology annotation, molecular function: zinc ion binding. The transcript has a single exon.